Cyprinus carpio (common carp) is the source of this 1828-nucleotide messenger RNA. Its product is annotated as protein-lysine methyltransferase METTL21C-like. The transcript has 8 exons. Bases 122 to 1066 code for a protein of 314 amino acids. Gene Ontology annotation, biological process: peptidyl-lysine methylation. Lineage: Eukaryota; Metazoa; Chordata; Actinopteri; Cypriniformes; Cyprinidae. The record is from RefSeq and is a predicted model, not a curated record. Gene Ontology annotation, cellular component: cytosol; cytoplasm. Gene Ontology annotation, molecular function: protein-lysine N-methyltransferase activity; signaling receptor activity.
AACUGUCUUUAAUAAGAAGCACUGAUUAGAUCUCACAGCACUGAGAGAAACGCAGGUGAAGACUCAAUACCAACAAGAUUAAAACUGAAAGUAAAGUAAUUCUUUGGAGAUUUUUGACAAGAUGAGAAAAUUCCUCUUGCUGGUUCUCACCAUAACAGCUUCUGUAGCUUUUGCCAAUCCACCAGUUCAGGAUGAGAAGCCUCCUGAUCCAGUGGUGAAGGUGCCAGUGGCUGAAAACGAACCGAAGGUAGAGCACACAGAAGCACAAGCAGGUGCUCUGGUGCAGGAGGAGGAAGCUGUUGCAAAUUCAAGUCUGGUGGAGCCUGAUUCAGUGCUGCUGGAGCCAGAAACAACAGAGGAACAAAGAGUACCAGAAGAGACACAAGUGAUGUUGGAGAAAGCUGUGCUAGAGGCAGAUUACCUGACUGAAGAGAUGCCAGAGACAGAACUAGAGCUUGAGCUGGAAAUUACUGCCAUUCAGACAGACAGAAACAUCGUACCAGUGGAGGAAGCUGUAGAAGAGUUAGAGUCUGAAACUAAUACAGAAGUGGAAGAUGAAAAAGAAGAAAAUGUAGUAGAGGAGGAGCCUACACUUGAGGCUGACUAUAUAACAGCUGAAGAUCCAGAAAUACAAAUGGACCCUGAGAGGGAAAGACGAAGGACACAGAUUGGGUGGUGGACUUGUGGAGGAGUUGUCCUACAGGGCAAAUGUUACCAGUUCUUCAGAAAAAACCUCAAUGCCUAUCAAGCUGAGUUCCACUGUCAGUCCAUCUGCAAUAAUGGCCACCUGGCCUCUGUGACAAGCAGCUACAUUCUUGGUGAAAUAGGGAGGCUAAUGGAUCGGAAUGGCGGCCGCACCCGCACAUGGCUUGGAGGAUGGAGAAUCUUUAAUACACGUAAUUUCAUAUGGUUGGAUGGAAUGCCAUGGAGCUAUAAUGGCUGGGCUAAAGGAGAGCCCAAUAAUGCUGGUGGGCAGGAGAACUGUGUAGAGACGUGGUAUAAUCUGGCGUUCAAUGAUGUACCAUGCACAAUACCCAGUCCGUUCAUCUGUUCCUGUCCACUUUAGACAGCCAGAAGGUUAUUGGACCCCAGUUGCAGCUUCCAAGAUCCCAGAGGCCACAGUAUAUCUGCCAGAGCCGUGCCCAGGCUGUGAGUAAAGGGAUAUGCCUUCAUGUACAUCGUAAGAUAUUAAAAAACUGACUCCUGGUGAAGUCAACAUGUGCACAUACAUAAAUACCUACAGCCAUCUUUUCCCCACCCAUUCUUAGUCUAAAUCUCUGUCUGUUUUCCACAAACUCAAAAACACGGGAACCAGUAAGAGGGAUCAGUGUGGAAUUAAGUAGCUUUGACACUGUAUGCAACUCUCUCUCUCUCAUAACUAACUGCACAUUUAGCUCAGUUCUUCCAUGGGAGGAGUAGAGAGAUGCUCCUUUAUAAAAGUCAGUUUGCCCUGAGGAUGUCAACUUUAAAGUCGCAGGUCUGUUUCUGUGUUUCUAUAUGUUUGUGAGAGUGUGUGAUUUCCUUUUUAUUGUUUUGUUACUGAAACUAGUUUAAAUUCAAAUUAAUUUUGCAUGGAAUUUUGCUUGCUUUUAUGUGCUACCUAAAUUCAAUAACUACUGGGGGAAAUGCAUGUAAGAAGAUGUUGCUAGAAAAUGGUUUUAUUGAGAAUUCAAAAUUAAAUCUUCCAAUAUGAUAGCUGUACUGAAUGUGAAGACAUCUGGGCUUGUUUCCAUAAUGGAGAUCGAAGGAAGGCCAGGUCUAAAUGUGCAGAAAAAAGGAAUCGUGAAGCAGCCUGACCCUGUCAAACCACCACCAAACAACACAGAAG